This is a messenger RNA of Doryrhamphus excisus (bluestripe pipefish), 1942 nucleotides long. The record is from RefSeq and is a predicted model, not a curated record. Lineage: Eukaryota; Metazoa; Chordata; Actinopteri; Syngnathiformes; Syngnathidae.
GAAUAGUGGUUGAAAAUCACUGCGCUAAGCUAUCUGAAAAAAACUUUCACAUCUUACCAUUGUGUUAUAGGUGACAAAAAAAAUAAUUCCUAGUAUAUAUCUGAUAAUAAUACAUUCAUUUAAUUUUCAUAUUGUGCCAAGGGUCAAUAAAAAGGAAAAUGGUCAUUAUCACUUAUAUUUAUAGUUACCUAAAGUUGAAUCCCCAGAGUAUGUGUAUUUGUUCUUUUAAUUGUUCAAGGAUUCAGGUUAGACAGCAUGUUAUUAACUUAGUUAUCCAACAUACUGUAUUUAGAAUGACACGCCUUCCAUUAUUUAUUUCUGUUGUGCCAGUGAAAAGACCACAUCUACCUAACAUAAGUUAUUCAGGCAAAGAUGGCCUCCCAACCUCUCGUAGACUGGGAAAAUGGUCUCUGUGAUUGCUUUUACAGUGCAAAUACUUGCUGCUUUGGUUUCUGGUGCUGCCCCUGCCUGGCUUGCACGGUUGCAGGGAAACAUGGAGAGAACCGAUGUCUACCCCUGUGUGACAUCUUCAGCCCUGCUCUGUGCACAGCUUUGGGGAUCCCUUUUUUCGUGCCCCCUGCAGCAUUGUCCCUGAGAACAUCCAUUCGCAGAACAUACGGUAUCAAGGGGUCCCUCUGUAAGGACAUUGCUGUUUCCUGUUUCUGUAUGUGGUGCAGCUGGUGUCAGAUGCACCGUGAGCUGAAAGAGCGAAACAAAACGACGCCUGUCUUGAAUGUACCCCAAACAUUCCCAGUCGUCCAACAACCUCCUCAGAUGAUGACGGAGCAGACAAGCCCACCUGCUUAUUAUGUUCCGCACCAGCUCCAGUACAAGUAGACAAUGCACAUGUGCUACUUUCUUUCUAAGGGGUUACAAAUACUUAAUCAUUAAUAAUUGUAAUUAAAAAAUACAAAUUAUGAAUUACACAAAAAAUACAGAAAACGCAUUCAAAGACACUUUUGUUGCAGCUUUACAUUAUCUCAUUCAUUCGUUUAUUUUCUACCGAUUUUCCUCACGAGGGUCGCAGGGGUGCUGGAGCCUAUCCCAGCUGUCUUCGGACGAGAGGCGGGGUACACCCUGGACUGGUGGCCAACCAAUCACAGGGCACAUAUAGACAAACAACCAUUCACACUCACAUUCAUACCUAUGGACAAUUUGGAGUCGCUAAUUAACCUAGCAUGUUUUUGGAAUGUGGGAGGAAACCGGAGUACCCGGAGAAAACCCACGCAUGCACGGGGACUCCACACAGAGAUGGCCGAGGGUGGAAUUGAACAUGGGUCUCCUAGCUGUGAGGCCUGCGCGCUAACCACUCGUUCGCCGUGCAGCCGACACGAUCACAUUAACAAAAUAAAUAAAUAAAAACAAGCCACACAAAGCUAAAAUUCAACCCUGAACCCUCGACAUAAUUUCCUUUCCAUGGAAUAUUGCUUCCAUAAUGCCACCUCAUAAAGUCUCAAGGAAGUAGAGCCUAAAAGUACUUCACUGUGUGGUUUACUAAUUGUGAUUGAACACACCUUAAGAAACAAAACCUGAUUAGACAGAAUAACAGAGUACUUCCUGCUUGACACUGAAUUUGUCAGUGUGACGAUACACAAAUUUAAAAAAAAAAAAAAGCUUAUAGCAGUGGUGUCAAACCCCUUUUGAAUCAGUACCGCCUAUUUUACAUGAUUUGGACUGUUCUUUCGAGGCACACAGAAUAUUGUGUUGUAUGGAUAUAUAAACAUGGAACCUACCAAAAGAAAGAUUAAACUGGUACUAUUAUUAUCUUGUUACUACUAUCUUUAUUAAUGCUAUAUUUGUAGGCAUUCCUCUACUUCACUAUCUCUUUCUGCUUUGGACCUGCUUCCCCAAGUACUAUAAAAUAUAAUAAAACAUCAAAUAAUGUUAAAAAAGGUGAUUGAUAUAUUGUUUUCAUGUGAUGUCCUUCCUGUUUGUUUUUAGA